This is a messenger RNA of Entamoeba dispar SAW760, 1779 nucleotides long. RefSeq lists its product as uncharacterized. The record is from RefSeq and is a predicted model, not a curated record. The transcript has 2 exons. The coding region runs from base 1 to 1779 and encodes 592 amino acids. Gene Ontology annotation, biological process: signal transduction. Gene Ontology annotation, molecular function: GTPase activator activity. NCBI's taxonomy places the organism in Eukaryota, Evosea, Mastigamoebida, Endamoebidae.
AUGAAAAGAAUUGAAUGUAAUGAACCAGAAGAUUUACAAGAAUGGUAUAGUAAAACUGAGCCUCGAUUAAAUAAUCAAAAAAAACUAUUACAAAAUUUAAAUAAAAGUAUUAAUCAAAUUAACCAAAUAACUGAUUCAUUAUCAAAUGCAUUAGCAGAUACAAUUAAUAUUUUUGAUCAAUUAACACAAAUAAAUCCAGAAGGAUUUAUUAGUGAUAUAAUUCGUAAUGCAAAUAAUAAAUUAAAAGCAUUUAAAGGAACUUUAAUGGAUGUGUGUUGUACUUUUACAAGUGCAACUGAAUUAUUAAAAGUUGCAGAAAAAAGUAUAUUUCCAUUAAUAAAUCAAAUAAAAAAAACAAUGAUUGAUUUUGGAACAAAAAAGAAUAUUGAUGCAUGUGCUUUAUGUAGUAUACAAGCUUAUGAAUUUAUGGAAACUACUCUUAUUGAUAUUUAUUCAAUAUCAAUCAAUAUAUCUAUUGAUUUAAAUAGAUUAACUGCAAUCGAAAAAUAUACAGUUGAUGAAUUACGUUCAAUGAAAGAAUUCACUGUUCCUCAAUUAACUUAUAACCUUAAAAAUAAAAUUAAACAGGCAACCGUUCCUAUCUCGAAUCAAUCAUUACAAACAUUAAUAGAAAAUGAAGGUUUAUCUUUAUAUGAAUUACCAUUUCAAAUACAUAAAAUCUUUUAUUUCCUUUAUACAAUCGGUUAUUCUUCAACUGGAAUAUUUAGACUUGCAGGAAGAGCUGAUACUGUAGCACUUUAUGCAAAGUACCCUUUAUUAAUUGAGUAUGAAGAAAAGAAUAGUAUUGUUAUUGCAGCUACAUUAAAAAAGUUUAUGAGAGACCUUCCAGAACCAUUAUUUCCAUCAUAUGCAUAUAAAGAAAUAAUUGAAGCGACUCGUGAAUAUGAUCAACAAAUGGUUGACAAUAUACAAACACUAAAACCGGUUUAUAUUCAAAUGAAUGAAAAUCCUCAUAUUAAUACAAUGCAAGAAGAAUCUACUCCAUUAAUGAUUUAUUUAUGUAAAAUGAAAAGUAUAUUAAGUGAACUUCCUAUUGCAUCAACUGUUCUUCAUUAUUUUAUUGAAUUAGCAGUUAAAAUUGCUAAUGGACCAAGUUUAAUGACUCCAAAUAAUUUAGCAAUUUGUUUAGCUCCUUGUAUUCUUUAUGAUUCUAAAGCAGAUAUUACAGAAACAGGAUAUUGUACAAUGGCUAUACAAACUCUUAUUGAACAUUUUAAAUACGUGUUUAAUACUCAAAAAGUUAUUUAUACUAUGUCACAUAAAAAUAAUGUAAAUUUAACGAAAAAAAGAAGAGCCACAUUAAUUUCUGGUAAAGAAAAACAUGAAUUUAUUGAAAAUACUGAUUCUGUUAAAGCAAUUUCUCCUCCUAUUGAAAUAACUGUAAAUAAUACUUCCUCUAGAAUAAACCAAUCAAAAAUUAAAUCUGAUGUUUCUUUAAAUGUUCCACCACUACCUCCUCCUCGUCCACAACAACUUGUAAAUAAAGUUUGUGCAAAUUCUUCAACAAAGAAAAUGCAUAAAAAGAAAAUUAUUAAUAUCUCAACAACUACAGACGAUGUUUUGGAUAAUGAAAUAAAAGGGAAACCUUUAUUACCAUCAAAAUCUCUUAAAUCUAAAACUAUGAAAGAACAACAACAACCUGCAUUAACUAAAUCUUGUCCUAUAGGAGAAUGGAAUUCAUUAAUUGAAGAAAUGGCUUUAAAGAGAAAACAAAUGAUAGAACGAAAACAGAAUGAAGUAAGUUUGUUAUCUUUUUAA